UUCUAGUAGAUCUAGUAAGGUAGUUCAAGUUCUGUAACAACAAUUUCCGCUUUCUACUAGAUCUUGAUCUAUUAGACUGCUAUCUAGAAUCUAGAUCUAGAAAUCUAGAUCUAGUAUCUAACAGCCUCUACGAUUAAAAAUCUAUAAUAUAAUAUUAUACCCUAUAGGCCUAUAGAUUUAGAUCUAGAAUCUAGAUUUAGUUUUAAAGAUUUAUGAACAACAAACAUGUAGACUAGAGUCUAGACUAGACUGAUCUAGAUUAGAUAAUUAAUUAAUAAUUAAUCUAAAAGAAAAAAAUUAAAUGGAUGAAAAGCAAAGCGAAAAACACAGAUCUAUUGUUGUAAGGCGAAGGCUUGACCGAACACCAGACAAAUUGUCCAGAAAGCUUAAAGAUAAAGAGAAAAGUACCAUAACUACGCUUAGAACGGCUUUGGAAGAAGCAAAACUCCGUUCAGAAAAGUUAAAAGACGAAAAUGAAUUAAAAGAUAGUUUCAUUGAGGAAGAAAAACAGCUUCGAAUAAAGGCUGAGAGCAGACUUGAAGCUUUACUUGUUGAUUUGUAUAAGAACCCACAGGUCAAUUGGGAGCUGCGACAACGAUUGCCUCGAGCCAAUAAAAUGGAUCCAAUGGAAACCAAACCCAGGACUUUUUCAAUUACAACACAUGACAUCAUCUGGGAACCAUUUUCUGAUGCUGACCAGUCUCAUCAGGAAGGUCCCCUGACAUCCCACAGUGCCACCAGCAUCGACUCGUAUCAGUCACUGCCCUCAGUCAACCAGACAACUGACUCGUAUCAGUCACCACAUGCAGGCACCCGCAUGACUGACUCGUAUCAGUCACUGCCCUCAGUCAACCAGACAACUGACUCGUAUCAGUCACCACAUGCAGGCACUCGUAUGACUGACUCGUAUCAGUCACUGCCCUCAGUUAGCCAAGAUAAUGUGUGGCAGUCAACAAGACCUGGAUACUUCCUACCAGAAACCUUGAGACACACAGCUGUCCAUGAUACAGCUGUCCACGAUACAGCUGUCCACUAUACAGCGGUCCACAAUACAGCUGUCCACGAUACAGCUAUCCACGCUGACCUUCAGGAUAGACAAUUUCAUCCCCACCCCCCUAAGUCAUCAGUGAGCCACCCCCCUAAGUCAUCAGUGAGCCACCCCCCUAAGUCAUCAGUGAGCCACCCCCCUAAGUCAUCAGUGAGCCACCCCCCUAAGUCAUCAGUGAGCCACCCCCCUAAGUCAUCAGAGAGCCACCCCCCUAAGUCAUCAGAGAGCCACCCCCCUAAGUCAUCAGUGAGCCACCCCCCUAAGUCAUCAGAGAGCCACCCCCCUAAGUCAUCAGUGAGCCACCCCCUUAACUAUAAAUUUUCUGAGAGCUCACACCUCCACUCAGCACAGAGAGAUUCGACGAGCCUAGUCAGUCAAGUCCCCCCUGAUAGCCUAGUCAGUCAAGUCCCCUCUGAUAGCCUAGUCAGUCAAGUCCCCUCUGAUAGCCUAGUCAGUCAAGUCCCGUCUGAUAGCCUAGUCAGUCAAGUCCCGUCUGAUAGCCUAGUCAGUCAAGUCACCUCUGAUGUGAGUCAUAUCUCCAGAGUUUUAGCUGAGCUAGCCAUGGUCAAAAAAGAAAACCAAACACUGAAAGAGGAGCUUAAAUCUGCCCAAUUGGAGAUUCAAAAAUUGAAAACAAAACAAGAAAAUUCUUUGGAAAAUAUUGGAGGUCUGAUUGAGGAGCUGAGAUCAGCAGAAAAACAGAGAGAAGCUGCGCUGGUCAUGAUGGUCCAAUCUGCAGAGGCCGACAAGAUGGCCGCUCUAGGAGAUCUGACCAGAAUAUCAUCCAAAUACGAAAGUUGCUACAAUAAUGUAGGAGAAAGUGAGUUAUCCCAGCUUGUGGCCAGACAACGUGAAAUCAUGCAGGAGGAAAUGCAGGGAGUUCUAGAGCAGAGGGACGAGGCAAGACAAAAGGUUGUACAGCUGGAGAAACAGUUGUCAAGCCUAGAGUUGUCUGGCCACUACAGCCCAGACAACAAACUUCUGGUGAAGCUUCAGAUCACUAGAGAUGAACGUGACAAGCUAGUUCAGAAGCUCAAUCUUCUACUGCAGGAAAUUGGAGAAACCAAACUAGUUUACAAUUUACAUAAAGCCCUACUGUCAGAUUCUGGAGAUGGAGUGAAAAAUAAUGUUGUGUCAGAGAUGCUGCGAUACAAGGAUGGUCGGCUCUAGCCUGUCACAGGAUGGUCAGCCUGUCACAGGAUGGUCGGCUCUAGCCUGUCACAAGAUGGUCAGCUCUAGCCUGUCACAGGAUGGUCAGCUCUAGCCUGUCACAGGAUGGUCAGCUCUAACCUGUCACAGGAUGGUCAGCUCUAGCCUGUCACAGGAUGGUCAGCCUGUCACAGGAUGGUCAGCCUGUCACAGGAUGGUUAGCUCUAGCCUGUCACAGGAUGGUCAGCUCUAGCCUGUCACAGGAUGGUCAGCUCUAGCCUGUCACAGGAUGGUCAGCUCUAGCCUGUCACAGGAUGGUCAGCUCUAGCCUGUCACAGGAUGGUCAGCCUGUCACAGGAUGGUCAGCUCUAGCCUGUCACAGGAUGGUCAGCCUGUCACAGGAUGGUCAGCUCUAGCCUGUCACAGGAUGGUCAGCUCUAGCCUGUCACAGGAUGGUCAGCUCUAGCCUGUCACAGGAUGGUCAGCUCUAGCCUGUCACAGGAUGGUCAGCUCUAGCCUGUCACAGGAUGGUCAGCCUGUCACAGGAUGGUCAGCUCUAGCCUGUCACAGGAUGGUCAGCCUGUCACAGGAUGGUCAGCUCUAGCCUGUCACAGGAUGGUCAGCUCUAGCCUGUCACAGGAUGGUCAGCUCUAGCCUGUCACAGGAUGGUCAGCUCUAGCCUGUCACAGGAUGGUCAGCUCUAGCCUGUCACAGGAUGGUCAGCCUGUCACAGGAUGGUCAGCUCUAGCCUGUCACAGGAUGUUCAGCUCUAGCCUGUCACAGGAUGGUCAGCUCUAGCCUGUCACAGGAUGGUCAGCUCUAGCCUGUCACAGGAUGGUCAGCUCUAGCCUGUCACAGGAUGGUCAGCUCUAGCCUGUCACAGGAUGGUCAGCUCUAGCCUGUCACAGGAUGGUCAGCUCUAGCCUGUCACAGGAUGGUCAGCCUGUCACAGGAUGGUCAGCUCUAGCCUGUCACAGGAUGGUCAGCUCUAGCCUGUCACAGGAUGGUCAGCUCUAGCCUGUCACA
Physella acuta is the source of this 3223-nucleotide messenger RNA. RefSeq lists its product as uncharacterized. Lineage: Eukaryota; Metazoa; Mollusca; Gastropoda; Physidae. The record is from RefSeq and is a predicted model, not a curated record.